AUUAUACAGUACACAUUUCUGUUCCUAUGUUCUGAACAAAUUCAACAUUUUGCAAAUCAAGUUAUAUAAGCGUUUACUUAUUUAAUUAAAAAUGCCUUAAAUUUUAGUGAAUGAACUAUUUUUGGAAUCCGUUGAUGGGAUUACGACGCAGCAGCAGCUGCACGCAGCCGGAAAUUCUAAAAUUCGGCACGUCUCGUGCACCUUCAGUUAAAGCUUUAUAUCAAGUGGGCUUUACGUAGAAGCAAUCAUAGUAGAAUAUUAAGACGUGCCCAAACACAUAUUUUCAGAACUAUUUCGCAGUCGAAAUGUCGUUGAACUAUUUGAUUUUGAUGUUUCCAAGAGCUAAGCGCCAAAGAUUGAAGGGCAGCAGUAGCUGAUUGUGAAUGGAGACUGGAAGCUGUCGUAUGUUUUGAUAUCAGAAAUGAAUAUAUGAUGGGUGUCCCUUAAGAAAGAUAACAAACUUCUAACUUAUAUCAAAUAGAAUAUAACAGCAGUGUACGCUGUGGCUGAUAGGGUCAAAGUGCAACCGGCACGUGCCACUACGUUACAACGCCGACUAUUUAAGCCAUGACCCACGCUAACGUGGCGCAGUUCGAAGCGAAUCAAACAAGCAGAAAACCAUGAAACUACAACUAGUUUUGCUCAUUGUAUGUCUGGUUAGCAGCUGCAGGGCUCAGGAGGAGCCAGAGGAUCAGGAACAGAAAGGAGAGGCAGGUGAAGCAGCAGCAGAAGCAGCUCCUGCCAAUCUUGGGGAUAGCCGACCGGACAGAAGCAACGCUUCCAUACGUCGCAUUUUGGACGAGAAUACAAAGGUUCUACGACAAUUGGACAACAAGGCGCAGGGCAUAAGUAAUUCGCAGAAGGGCAUUGAGGGUAAGUUGAGGCUGUUGGGUCAGGAUGUUGCCGGCAUUGAACGCCUGGAAGAUGGCCUCAAGAGACUCGAGUUGAGCACAGCUGCCAAUUUUCAUCUUACGGCCCAUGGAAUUCGUAACCUGACUGCUAGCAUUCGGGCAGCUGAGAAUAAAACGGAUUGGGCUUUAUUGAAUCUUGCACGUGGGCAGCAGGAUAUCAAGCAGUUGAUUUCCAAGGUGGAUGCCAAUCAGAAUAAACAUGAGCAUAGUCUCGAUCAGGCUACCAAAUCCGUGACUCUGCGUCUCUCAGCUCUGGACAACUUGCUCAAGCAGUCCGUGCUCAAAGAAGUAGUGGCCCUCGUCCAAGUGGCGAAGAAGCUGGAGCAGUCCCAACGACUAAUUGAGAACAAAGUCGGCCAUCUGGAUGAAUUGACGGCGUUGUCUGGCCUAACAGCCAGCAAGGUGCACCAGUUGGAACACGGAUUGCGUUCCAUAAACAGCACGCAGCAUCGCCAAUUGGCGGCAAUCGGGCACACGGUGGAACAUGUAGGCGCCAGCACCUGGCAGAUCGACAAUAAGCUUGGCGUGCUGCUCAGCACACAGAAGAACAUUGAACGUGCCUUGGUCGAGUGCAAGAAAUGUUUCCCCUCCCACAAGCAGCCGGAGAGUCCACAUGAUCGUUGGCAACAACCUGGCUAUAUAUCCUACGAUCACAAGGAGGCAAAUAAGCCAUCUUCAAAGGAAUAUGAAAGCAGCUAUGAUCAUGCCGAUGAAGCCUCCUAUCUGUAUCAGCUUUGGUAUGGAAAGGACGAUAAAUAGAUGAUCCUGUUGAUCAAAAACUUUUUUGGUCUUGCUUUUUGCUUUGACUAAUAAUUGCCCCUGGGCCAACGGUCUAGUCCUCAGGUUGUGUAUUAUAUAUCCUUCGGCUUAUCGAAGAUUCUAUGGUCAGCUAUAGAAAUAUUCUGAACUAAUCUCACUAAUCUCAACUUUUUGGGCAAUCAGAAAACAAGCGCAUAAAAUCUGUUACAUUUCUUGAUUAUUUGGAGUUCAAACUUAACAAUUAAUAGUUUGUCUUUUAACUAACAAAUGCACCUAUUGAGCCUCUGUUGUCUUUUAUAGUGGACACACACUUGCAACAGAUGCUUUACACACACGUUACACUUACAAAUUGUUAAUAAAGUUAUUUGUUAUUGCAUA
Messenger RNA from Drosophila mojavensis, 2048 nucleotides. RefSeq lists its product as uncharacterized. The record is from RefSeq and is a predicted model, not a curated record. The transcript has 3 exons. NCBI's taxonomy places the organism in Eukaryota, Metazoa, Arthropoda, Insecta, Diptera, Drosophilidae. The coding region runs from base 621 to 1670 and encodes 349 amino acids.